AUGCCCACACCAUUUUAGAUCCUUAAAUACGAUUUCACAGACCGCGAGUUUCAUUUCAGAAACUUCCACCGUUCCACAGCACAUGCUAGAGGCUUCUCUAUUUCUCUCUUGGUUUGUCACCUGAGGAUUCCUCAGCUCUACAAUUUCGGCUCAUUUUUUUUCUUCUUCUUACUCAAUUCCUCUCCCAAUUCCCUUUCCCAAGUAUUUCCUGUUCAAAUUCGAUCCCUUUAUUACAGCCAGUAGAACCCCAUUUUGGGGAUUCCUUAAGCACGACUCUGUGACUCUUUCAGCAAAUCAUUUUCUCGCCGAAAAUGGCAGCAGAUUCUUAUUCGGAGCGCUCGCUUUUUGGCGGCGCAAUAUCUAGCACAUUCUCUCAUAGAUUCCAGGAUGUCAGCAAUAUCCGGCAAGUCCCCGAUCAUCAGGAGGUAUUUGUGGACCCUGCCCGCGAUGAAAGCCUGAUAUUCGAGCUCUUAGAUUACAAGCAUGAAGUUGGAGAUGAAGGAAGUGCUAUCUGGUUCCUUCAAGACCUUGCCACCGAACAAGAAGCUGAAGGAGGCAUGGUGAUUGAGCAGUCUGGUGUGAUCGAGGCCCCUGGAUUGUGUUACAGAAACCUACCUGCUGUAGUCACAACUGCAGUUGGCCAGAUGGCCAUUUCUAAGGGACGGCAAGGAAGGGAAGCGCAAAAUAUUGUUAAGGUGUAUUUGGCAAAUCUGCGCCUUAAGGAAGUUGGUACAGAUGUACUGAUUACUGCAUAUGAUCCUGUUGUUAUAAACCCCUUGAGUGAAAGUGCUAGAGCAGUUGGGGCUGGUUUUGUUGUUCCUGCAACUCAAGCUGGAUGUAUGCCAAUGGCUGAGGUCUUCAAACUUGCAGUCUCUUCCUUCAAAGUUAACGACUGGAGCCUUUUUGGUUCUGCCGUCUAAGAUGUGUUGGAGGUAAAUAUAAUGAGGGCAAAGAUUAUUAGGUAGUCUUGGGGAGUCCAUACCUCUUUUUAGGUGUGUUUUGGAUGUAGGUAUUAUUUGGAAAAAUGUUUACGAAUAGGUGAUAUCACUUAAAUUUGAACAAUGUUAUGAAAAUUUGCUAUCUUUCGAUUUC
Molecule: messenger RNA, 1092 nt
Organism: Juglans regia (Persian walnut)
Lineage: Eukaryota; Viridiplantae; Streptophyta; Magnoliopsida; Fagales; Juglandaceae
Product: ran guanine nucleotide release factor
Exons: 7
Coding region: 312-920 (202 amino acids)
Biological process (GO): protein import into nucleus
Cellular component (GO): nucleus
Molecular function (GO): small GTPase binding; guanyl-nucleotide exchange factor activity
Source: RefSeq, a predicted model, not a curated record